AUGCCCUCACAAUACACAGUAGAUAGGCCUAUGUCCUCACAAUACACAGUAGAUAGGCCUAUGCCCUCACAAUACACAGUAGAUAGGCCUAUGUCCUCACAAUACACAGUAGAUAGGCCUAUGUCCUCACAAUACACAGUAGAUAGGCCUAUGCCCUCACAAUACACAGUAGAUAGGCCUAUGCCCUCACAAUGCACAGUAGAUAGGCCUAUGUCCUCACAACACACAAUAGAUAGGCCUAUGUCCUCACAAUACACAGUAGAUAGGCCUAUGUCCUCACAAUACACAGUAGAUAGGCCUAUGCCCUCACAAUACACAGUAGAUAGGCCUAUGUCCUCACAAUACACAGUAGAUAGGCCUAUGUCCUCACAAUACACAGUAGGUAGGCCUAUGUCCUCACAAUACACAGUAGAUAGGCCUAUGUCCUCACAAUACACAGUAGAUAGGCCUAUGUCCUCACAAUACACAGUAGGUAGGCCUAUGUCCUCACAAUACACAGUAGAUAGGCCUAUGUCCUCACAAUACACAGUAGAUAGGCCUAUGUCUUCACAAUACACAGUAGGCCUGUCUUCACAAUACACUCUAGUUCUAUGAGUAUUCCUAGCCACGUAGGUCUCUGAUGUGUUAUGGGAUUGGGGCAGCGGUUUUAAUGUUGAAUGAUGAUACAUACAUUCAGGGUGAACAGGGACAUUUCUAAUUGUUAUGAUGCAGUAUUAUUAUAUGCUGUUUAUGCAGCGUUUGGGGGCGUUUGUGAGUCUAGGACGUCUGCGUUGCUGCAGCUGCUGUUGUUGUUGUUGUUGUUGAGUCUGGUCUUGUCUUCUUGCUUACUUUAUCUCUUACACAGAUGUCAGCGGGGUCCUGGGGAGGGAGGGAGGGAGGGAGGGAGAAAGGAAGGAGCGAGGGAGAGAGGGAGAGAGAGAGAUGCUGAGA
Coregonus sp. 'balchen' is the source of this 930-nucleotide messenger RNA. NCBI's taxonomy places the organism in Eukaryota, Metazoa, Chordata, Actinopteri, Salmoniformes, Salmonidae. The record is from the annotation of a GenBank genome assembly.